Messenger RNA from Mus caroli (Ryukyu mouse), 1479 nucleotides. Lineage: Eukaryota; Metazoa; Chordata; Mammalia; Rodentia; Muridae. The record is from RefSeq and is a predicted model, not a curated record.
GGGGUUUCUGGCCCUGCUCUUGAGGCGUUAAAGAGUAGAGGUGUCUGGGGACAGCUAGCCACCGACUGGUCACGUAGCCUCAAGCCUGCAGACGUGGGUCCUCUGAAGCCGGAUGGCGUUUGGCGAGGACUAGUGUUACAGGUGGGAGAAGGCCCAUAUCCCUCUCUGUGGGAGCCUCAGGCGGCUUUGGAGGUGGAGGAAGCAGUGAGAAGAAGCUUUCUCUGCAGGAUGUAGCUGAGCUGCUUCGGACCAGAGCCUGCAGUAGGGUGGUGGUCAUGGUGGGGGCCGGCAUCAGCACACCCAGUGGCAUCCCGGACUUCAGAUCCCCAGGAAGUGGCCUCUACAGCAACCUUCAGCAGUAUGACAUCCCGUACCCUGAAGCCAUCUUUGAACUUGGCUUUUUCUUUCACAACCCCAAGCCCUUUUUCAUGUUGGCCAAGGAGCUGUACCCUGGGCACUAUAGGCCCAAUGUCACUCACUACUUCCUAAGGCUACUCCACGACAAGGAGCUGCUUCUGCGGCUCUAUACACAGAACAUCGACGGGCUUGAGAGAGCAUCUGGGAUCCCGGCCUCAAAGCUGGUUGAAGCCCACGGGACCUUUGUAACAGCUACAUGCACGGUCUGUCGAAGGUCCUUCCCAGGGGAAGACAUAUGGGCUGAUGUGAUGGCGGACAGGGUGCCCCACUGCCCUGUCUGUACUGGCGUUGUGAAACCCGACAUUGUGUUCUUUGGGGAGCCGCUGCCUGCAAGGUUCCUACUCCAUGUGGCUGACUUCGCUUUGGCAGAUCUGCUACUCAUUCUUGGGACCUCCCUGGAGGUGGAGCCUUUUGCCAGCUUGUCUGAAGCAGUACAGAAAUCAGUGCCCCGACUGCUCAUCAAUCGAGACUUGGUGGGGCCGUUUGCUCUGAGUCCUCGAAGGAAAGAUGUGGUCCAGCUAGGGGAUGUAGUUCAUGGUGUGGAAAGGCUGGUGGACCUCCUGGGGUGGACACAAGAACUGCAGGAUCUUAUGCAGCGGGAACGUGGCAAGCUGGAUGGUGCUGGCCUCUGUGUGUGAUGUUAACUGACCUCCGUCUGUUCUAGCUGGAUGGACAGGACAGAUAAGACUAUGGCUUCUUCACCUGGGGAGUCACACAGGAGAUCAUCCUAUGUCCAGCAAGACUUCAUACCUGAAGACAGCUCCAACACGUUUACAAACAUGGGCCAGACCACAACAUGCGGCCUGGACAGUGGUCCUCCGAGGGUGCCUUUGGAAAGGCUGACCAGGGAUGUCCACCCUUGGGGCCCCUCCAUGUGUGCGCCCCGUCCGCCUCAUCACUGCUGAAGCUUGUAGUGCAGAUGCUGCUUUCAAGAGGGCAGCACAGCACGCCCAUCGCCAGGCAGGCGAUGCACUAGGGCAAUCUAGCAUGUUGAGCGGUAAAGUGGCAUCUUUAACUACAACAUCAUUUCUUGCAUGAAAUAAACUUAGUAUAAAAACCUGG